This is a messenger RNA of Microtus ochrogaster (prairie vole), 917 nucleotides long. It is a transcript of the gene Otor, whose product is annotated as otoraplin. Gene Ontology annotation, biological process: cartilage condensation. The record is from RefSeq and is a predicted model, not a curated record. Gene Ontology annotation, molecular function: protein binding. Lineage: Eukaryota; Metazoa; Chordata; Mammalia; Rodentia; Cricetidae.
AUGGCAAGAAUAUGGAUUCUUUUGCUUGGGGGCCUGGUGGCUCUGUGUGGAGGGCAUGGAGUAUUUAUGGAUAAACUUUCUUCUAAGAAGUUGUGUGCAGAUGAGGAGUGUGUCUAUACUAUUUCUCUGGCUAAAGCACAGGAAGAUUACAAUGCCCCCGACUGUAGGUUCAUCAAUAUCAAGAAAGGGCAGCAGAUCUAUGUUUAUUCCAAGCUGGUAAAAGAAAAUGGAGCUGGAGAGUUUUGGGCUGGCAGUGUUUACAGUGACCACCAGGAUGAGAUGGGAAUUGUGGGUUAUUUCCCCAGCAACUUAGUUAAAGAGCAACGUGUCUACCAGGAGGCCACCAAGGAAGUCCCAACCACGGAGAUUGACUUCUUCUGUGAAUAAGAAAUUAGCUAACACUGCAGAUAAAAUGGAAACACCAAUGAUGAAAACAAGAAAUGGAAAUAACCAAGCUGGUGUAUCUGUGCCUUUCCGGCUUUGCCUGAUGGCAGGAGUACAGAUCUAGAAGGAGGCAAUCUAUGGGAACUGUCAACUCGGCCUGGUUUGCUUGCCCCGUCUUCCCAAGGGGUGGCCACAGGGUACUGUUUGAAUCACAUCAGUCAUUUAUAACUAGAGAGUUUUCAGUGAAGAGAAUCUUCAAUCACUCAGUGGUGCACAUACAAGGUGUCGUUAGUUUUAAAUGGUCAUUCUUCCCAGCUCUGGCUUCAGGCUCAUAAGCUCCAUGAGUUGUACAUCUGAUUUUUGAAUGUGUUUUCUGUUAUUUGUCUCUCUGGGCAUCUAAAGUCUUAAUACUGUACUUGUCAGGGUAUUCUAGUAUUGUUACUUCUUAUAUUUGAUACCCUUGGAUGUGAGAAUGCUAAGUAUAAAAGAACCUUUGGACUCGUAAAUAUUUAAACUAUGUCUCUGGAUUUUUA